GGCAAGCAAAUACUAUCCACAACAGAAAUAUUCAGGCAACUUAAACAACGAUGGUAAGAAUUUCACCACAGAUGAAACAAAUCAAAUCCUUGACGAAGUAAACCAAAUUUAUAAUGAACCUUCAGAUAAAGAAUUUUGUCUUCCCUCUGCUCAAAAAGGCAAUUAUGAGAAAGAAUUAGAGGAGGAAAUACAAAAACUAGAUGAUGAAGAACAAAGAAGCUGUGCAAGUUGUUCGACACAUACCAGAAUAACGAGUACAACAAUGUUUAAAGCCGGACAACAUAUUGCUAAACCUGGAGAUUAUUUAAAAAAAUAUAUUGAAGUUUUCAGGAAGUAGGUAUCCCCAUAUGAUCACCACAUGAUUGUGAAAUGUGUUGAAAGUGUUUCAGAGAAUAGAGCUAAACUGAAGUUAAUUCAUUUCAAGAAAUCAGACGAGAAAGAAAUCAAGAUAACUGAAUCAACAGAAACCUUUGAUUUAAGAUACGACGAAGUAUACCUUGUUGAAUAUCGUUUUCCUCUAUAUUCUCCCAAUGAAAUUAUUAAACGAGCCGAAUCAAUGCUGCCUAAAGAAUGUUCGGAAGACGCCAAAUUUAAAAAAUAUAACUUGCUUACUGGAAAUUGCGAACAUUUUGCAGUAUGGUGCGUAACUGGUCGUAAAGAAAGUAUCCAGAUUCAGGGUUUGUUCGAAAAAAUUAAAGAUGGGGCAACAUAUAUUUUCGGACCUACCAGUGCAGUUUCAAAAGGGGUGCAAAAGAUUAUUCUGAAUAGUGUAGAUGAAAUUGCGGCUGAAUUAAAGAAAGCUGUUCCAAGUAUUGUUGUUUCUGGGAUAGCUGCUGUGUACCUUAUUUAUUGCGUCAUUAUGACAGCUGUCAAUAUCAAAUAUUAUACGGUAGACAAAACGCUUUGUUGGUCUUGUCUAAAGAAGAAGUUGCUAAAAUUAUGGCUGUCGCUCGUGGUAUUUGGAAUCACUUCUGGGAUUCAACUUAUAAUUUAUACUUUUGCCUUACCAUUGAUUUCAAGUCCAUUAAGAAUUCCAUUUAUGAUACUUAUUAUACUUUUAUCUGUCGGACUCCAAAUGUCAGUACCUUCACUUAUACGCCCUUUACAAUCUCCAAUAUUUGGACAUGAUAUAUUCCUGAAAAGUACUGAUGAAAUAAAUGUGGGCGAUUUACUGGAGUUGAAGUAUUUCAAACUUCCUCACAUUAUACUUGUGACAGAAGUUCACAGCGAGAAAGUGAGGGCUAUCCAUUAUGCAGCACCGAGCCAUCCCUUUGCAAGACGAAUAGUUAAGGAAGAGUAUUUCAGCAUCAACAGUUCUAGUGUCAAAAAGAAAUAUAUGCUGUCAAAAUGUUAUCCACCCAAUGUCGUUGUUGAACGCGCUCGAAAAAGGCUCGGAGAGACAAAAUUCAACAUGUGGUCAAAUAGAUCAUCUCAUCUCUGUAACUGGGCAAAAGUUGAUCUACGAGCUGAGUCUGUUUCAGGUGUAGAUGAUCAUUCACUCGACAGACCAAAGUCAAACAACAAAAGCUCAUUGAAAGUUUGCAACAGAGAAGUUCACUUGGUAGAUGAACUUGAAGAGGGAGACGUAGUGAUACUUGACAAGAUAAACAUGCUUCCAUUUUGGGUUUCAGACAAGUUUCCAUUUAUGUCCCCAUUUAUGGUUCCAUUUAUACUUAUGAAUACAUAUGUUCAGGGAAUUGUUUUGGAUAUAAAGGGCAAUAGAGAGGAAAGCAUUACUCUUGAACUCUUGAUUCACAUAGGUGUACAAGUGUGCAGGGUACGGGUUCAUAUUGAUCUUAAAACGGAACGACUUUUUGUAUGUAAAUAUUUGGAGGGACAUUGUAAAUCCAUGAGAGACAGAGUCACAGCGGCGUUAGAAAUGGCAAACAAAUGGCAAAUAUUCUUUACAAACAAAGCAUUUGUCGAGGCUUGUGUCAUGCGUCACCCGGAAUAAAUUUACGACUUUCUCAGAAAUUGAACAUUGAAAUAGAUUAUAUAAAAUCAUCUUUCUAAUUUAAUCAGACACAGGACAAUUAAAAAAUUCUAGAAAAUAGAAAUGAUUUAAUCUUUUAUAUAUUUUAGAUUGAUCAAACAAGGAAUAAAUGACAAUCCAAUUGUCAUACAUGUUAAACUACAAUGAACGCAAGUUAUAUCUGUUACAGCGUUUUCAAUUUCCUGAGAUUUUUCACGAAAAAACAGUGAUCUAAGACAGCAAUUAUUAAUACUAAUAUCAGUUUAUACUAUAAUUAUUGUAAAAACAGCCUCGUGUGUUUUCAUUCAAAAUAAGAAAAAAAACGUACUACCUUUCGUAAAGACAUAGAAUGUAAGUCGGAUGAUAAUGUUUCCAUUUAAAAUGCGUUUGCCACUUUAAUUAAUCAUCUGUAAGCCAACGUCAGACGACGCUGGCUAUUUCCAAGACAACAAAAAACAAGGAUUUUGUAGGGAAACAGAGAAGGAAGACGCAAUGAUAUUUCACAUGUCUAAUGAGAGAGGAUUAUUUUCUGAAUAUCACGUGUAAUAUAGUAAAAGACUGUUUUAUUGUACGACAAGAGAAAAUGAUAACUACUUCUCGCAAACGUAGAAUAAAAUCAUAGCAGCAAAUAUAUUAUUAACAUUUUUUCACGUAUAACAGAUAAUAAUAGAGUUUUAAUUAUUAAAUGUGUUUGAUUUAAUGAGUAUAUGUAACCUUACAUAUUUUUGGAAAUUAAACCAUUUAAGCAAUGCAUGAUAUAUAUAUAUAUAUUUAAAUCAUAGUUAGAUAAUGAUUUUAUUUAUAAAUGUUUUCACCUUUAUUCAUUGAAAAGAUAAUCAUGUACUUGGUUAGUCAGUGUGACUACGGAAGCUCCUCGAAUAUGACAAAAGAGUCGUUCACUUCAGAAUGGGAACCUGAAAAAGGAGGAUAUAAUGGUAAUGAAUAUGUUAAUUUAUCAUUUAUAUCAUGGGCUAUAGAGAAAUACAGGUUGCAGUAACAUUAUUGUAAAUAUAAAAUUUAAUUAUUUAUUAAAUGACAGGAGGAAUUGAAAAAUGUUUCUCAUAUAGUUUAAAUAAAUAAAUA
This is a messenger RNA of Ruditapes philippinarum (Manila clam), 3055 nucleotides long. RefSeq lists its product as uncharacterized. The transcript has a single exon. The record is from RefSeq and is a predicted model, not a curated record. NCBI's taxonomy places the organism in Eukaryota, Metazoa, Mollusca, Bivalvia, Venerida, Veneridae. Bases 359 to 1954 code for a protein of 531 amino acids.